AUGUGCUUGAUCGUCUUCCUGGGUGAAAUAGCAGCCAUUUCUGGAGGAAGCAAAAGAAAGGAACAAAGAGAUGUAAUUUUGAAAGAACUUGUUGAGAUAUGGCAGAAAGGUGCAGACUGGCACCCACGCACAGACCGAACAUCUCCAGAGAGAAGUCAGGAUCAGCAAAUCCAUUCAGUCCUGAGAAGUAUUGCUGGAGGCCUUAAAUCGCUGGGGCUCUUGCCCAAGCAAGCUAUGGGCCUUCCAACUCUUAACAAACCCCUUGAUGGAAACAGACUCUCAGGAUUUCUUUAUAACAUUUCCAUGUACCUCCAGGAGAUGAGUGCUGAGCUGGACGAACAUCAGGAGCCUUUCAACAAUGACCUGUUUUGGGAGAACUUGUUGUAUGCUUUCUUUCAGCCUGAUGAUAGAGCACCAUUUGUACAAUGGGAGGGAAGGGUUCCUCCCAGGCCAAGCUUCAGGCUACAGGACCUCUUCUUCUCUCUAAGAGGCAGUCCACACUGGGAUGGAUUACUAGGUCUGGUACAGAGUAUCCUGACCUUUGUAGAGAGACAGCCACAGAGACCUAUUCUUACGUUUGUGUCCCAGAACUGGAAGACCAUCAGUGCCUUGCUUGAAGCUGCCCUGCAAGCUCUUGUCAGUGGGACCUAUGGGCAAGCCAGUGCAGGUCUCCAGGGAGUUAUCUGUGUCCUGAAAGGGCGAAAUGAUUGUGCUUUCAACUUGAGCUGGCUGCAGCAGCUCCUUUCAUUUCUGGAGACGAGGAAUUGGAAACCCGUAGUAAAUGUGCACCCUGUAAGCGUCGUCAGCGAUCCCAGGGAAGGCUCUCCUUCCACAGGACGCUUGAAGCCAUUUUUCAUUCCACCGGAGGUCUUACACGAGGAGAACCUGCACUCCAGCAAUGCCUCUCAUGAUGUGGGGAGCCUUAGUUCCAUGCAAACCAUACUUUUGCAGGCCUUGUCGAGGUCCAGUGUUGGAGAGAGGGCAGUGCAGUUUGCUGAGCAUAACCCUGCGCUCCUUCAGGGCCUUGAUGGGCUCAGACAUGGAUUCCUGCACAGACUGGGCAGCACUGUGUACAGUAACUUGAAGAGGAAGGUGUCACGGGUGACCACAGCAUUGCUGGAUGAUCUUGAGAGAAUGGCGGGGGAUCCAGUGUCCAGUCACCAGGGAAGAUGCUCUGUGGGUGACUUGAGACAAUUGAUUUUGUGGGGUAUUAGACAUAAUCUGACAUGGAAUGCUCAAGCUAUGGGAUUCACCUCACAAGGUUUACCAAGUAGACCAUCUUUCAUGUUCUGUGGGUCUUCUGAGGAAGAAAAAAACAAUACAACAUAUCAGCCCUCAUCUAAAAGAUCUAGACUUCUCCAUCCUCAGCCAACAGACCACAAUCAAACAGAUACUACAGACAUCUCAGCAGAAAUCCUGGAGGCUGCAUGCAAUGCCUCAAUACCUGGACUCACUGGAGUUUCAAACUUCACUGUCUUCCUCUACUGUACUCUUUUUGAUGGAAUUGAGGCCACACUAGACCCUGGGACUGGCCACAUAGUGCCUGAUCUGCAUGCUAGCUGUUCUAAUGCAGCUUGGUAUCUCUCUGCUGCGGAGGAAGAUUUUCUCUGGGUACAUGUGUGCAGUGAAUUCUUUGCACAAGAGUUCAAUAAUACAGUAUGUGCCAACUCCUCCUUCUGGCUUCAGAGAGCCCAUCAGGCUGCUAUUAUGAAGGAUCACUAUUACCUCAACCAGUCAAGCAUUGAUGACCUUUGCCUUCAACUUUCCAUGGAUGUUUCCAGAAGUUCUGCAAGUGAUGCAUCUGAGGACUGCUUAGCAUUGCUUAGCACUGGCUCUCUGAGUGCCCAUGAUUUCAGGAGUUGUUUUCUGCCCAACAAUUCUGUGCUGAUUUCAGCCUUGUGCGGCAACGCAUCCUCACCUUUGCCCCGCAGUGGCUGGGCAUUGGAAUACUGUUCUAAAGCCCUGCCCACAGACUCCCAAGCCUCCAAAGACAGGCUUUGUGACUUCUCAAAAUGGACAGCAGAACAUUUAGCCAAUUCAAGCAUCCUUGGGUUCUGUGGUGACACAGCAGGUCUGAGGGAUUACAUCUGCAAGAACAUGACUCGCUACCUCAUGCUGGUUCGUGUGCAGCCCUCGCUAUCAGAAUACUGCAGCACUGCAGGACAAAGACAGUGUGUCCUCCAGCAACUGUUCGACAUGCUGCCUGCCCCAUAUGACUUUGACACAUCUCAGCUCUGCAGGAACCCAAUUCCUAUCCUGCAGGAGGCCCUGUACAAGCUGAGCCUGUGCGAGGGCUUCAUGGACGAGCAUACGGGCUGGCUGGCCACUGUGAGCUAUGUGCUCCAUGUGCUGGACUUUAUGGUGGGGCUGUCGGCUGGGCUGGAAGAGGGGGAGCAAGAGGUACGGCAGGGCCUUGGCCAAGCGAUUCUUCUCUCCAGUCUCCUGGACAAUGCCUCCUUCUGGGCAACCCUGAGGCCAGACGCAUCCGAUAGCGUGCUCCAGACUGUUAGCAUCUUUCUUCGACGAGAGCGGAAUCCGGCUCUCAAGGAGGAUCUCCUAGGGUGUUUUAGCCCCGUCCUUUGGGAUCUCAUUCAGAAGGAAGAUAACUCCACUGCACUGAGAUUUCUAAUGCAGGAAUAUAUGCAGAUGCCAAGUGACAGGAUACGUAGCCUUGUGCUGUCUGCAGAAAGUGAUGCAGUGAAAAGGUUCCUGUCUCUUGUCCAUCAGACCUGGGACCAAAUACACGUAGAGACGACACAGGCUUCACCAAAAGAACAGGAGGCUAUGGAGACUAUGACUGCAGCAUUCAUCCACAAAUUCCCACAUGUUACACCAGAACUGUUUGUUGACCUCUCACAGUUCAUACCAUACAUGGCUGUAUCUGACAUAAUGUUCCUCCCUGCAUCACUGAUGACCAACGACAGUGUGUUGAUAGCUAUUCGUGAUCACAGCUCUGAGAUGAAGUCUCCUCAGAAGCAAGCUUUUGCAAAACGCCUCUUGCAGUCAAAUGUGGUAGGAGAUGUUCCUUCCUGGCCACCAUACUUCCUCACCUCCAUUCUUCCCCUGCUCCCACACCUCCCCAUUAGCCACUUCCAGCAGCUGACAUCUCAGCAGCUCAGCCCCCUGGUGGAAUUGUUGGCAAAUAGCAGCCUGGAUGCCACAAGGGGGCACCAUGUGCUUCGCACUCUGUUCAGCAAAAGGAAGAAUCUCACAAGUGAUGCAAUAAUGAGGUUAGGCAUCCUAAUGUGUUACCUGAAUUCAGAGGAAUUACAUCGUUUCCUAUCUACAUCACCUGUCUCACCUGCCCUGUGGCAACAGCUUGCAAAAUGUAUUUCUGAAGGCCAUGUCAGCAGCACUGGCAGACUUUCCCAUUGGCUGGGCAUUGCCUUUAAAUCUCUGAAUGCCAGCAUCUUGUCUACCCCGGUACUGGCCUCUCUGCAUGGGGUGUUACCCCAGCUGGGUGUCUCAUUUCUGCAGUCACUGUCCUCACCUGAGCUUUUGGCACUCUUCACUCUGCCUGGUAUACCUGUUUUUCCACCCGCACAGGCAUUCCAGAUUUUGAGCAAAAUAUCCCAAGAAACAAAUAUCAGUGCCAACACACUGUGCCAGCUCAGGCCUUUGUUUCCGGGUUUGGCUCCUACCUUCCUUAGAAACAUGACUGUACAUGAAUCAGUGGAAAGCCCUGACUGUGAGUGUUGGAGCUCUCUGCUGACUGACCUGCAGCCUGCCCAUCGGGCAAUGGUACACAGAGCUCUGGAACAGGCUCUGGCUCGUUUAUCGGCAAACAUCACACUGUAUCUUGAGUGCCUUUUACCAAUCGUUCCUCUGAAAACACUGGCCACGGAACUUGAUGGACACACAAUUAGGCGUCAUAUAUCUUUGUACAGGAACAUGCGCUGGGCACCUCAGCAGGCACAGCUGCUAUUCAACAUGAUUCAGCAGUCUGGAAGCAUUACAAGAGAAGUAGUACUUCAUUUAGGUCACAUUGCAAGUGGUAUGAGUUGUUUUAGGCUACGACUUUGGGCCAACGAGUCAGGCUUUUCCGAACUGCUGCAGUUUAUUGCAGAAUUGCCAGGAGGACUGAUGCCAGCAUUGAGGAAAUGUGUAGUGGAGGAGCUUAGGAGAAAAGCGAAUGUGGAUCUGAAUAGCUUCAGCCCAUCAUUUACUGCAGGAUUACCAGUGACGAUGAUGGAACGCCUGUCCAACACCUCACUCAUGGCCGUCCUGAAUCACAUUCGACGACACUUUAUUGAUUUCCUGUGGCUUCCACGACACAAGCAGAUGGCCUUGGCUGAGAAAGCUAUUGAUGUUCUUGGUAUUUCUAAGGGCCAUCUCUCUGGAGCCUCCUUGGACAUGCUGGGUCCCCUCCUGCUGUUCUUGGAUAUGGAGACACUGGCGCAGGUGGACAGGGAGGCCCUGAAGUUGCGAUUGGAAGAUAUCAGACAAUAUUGCAUGCCUUCAGACUCCUUCAGAGAAAUGGCUACUCUGCUUACACAGAAGAGAAUGCUGGGUGAGACAAAGCAAUGGACAGUAGGAGAUGUGGAACACAUAGGGCGGCUGGUGUUUGCCCUGUCACCCCAGCAGAUACGAUCUCUGCCUCUGGAUGAUUUAGGCAAAGACACAGUCGAGCAAGUUCUGCAGAGUCAGUUCCAGUGGAAAAACACAGUGCUCGGUAAAGCAUGUGCCGACCUGAAAGGACUCAAAGACAAGAUCUACAGCCUCGUUCACAAAAUCAUCAAGGGGCAGAGGUGGACGAGACGAGAGCCGACCCCGAGCUGCGCGGAUGUCAAAGGGACCUUCCCCUCAGCCUGGCGCUGGUACCAGCUCAAACGCAUGAAGAGAAAGGAGCUGGAGGAAUGCGCUGAGUUCAUGGGUCAGGAUGGCACGCUCGAUUCUGAGCAGCGUAGGGUGCUGUGGGAGGAACUCAGGCUGAUUUAUAAGCCUGUGAGGACACUCAGGCCGGAGCAGUUUCUUGAGCUAGGCUGCAUCGUGACUGAGAUGGGUGAGAGGGAGCUGCAGAUUGCCAACUUGUCUAACUUGGCCGUGGUGGCUCAUCUUGGUAGCUUUAACGGGUGGAAAUCAAAGAAAAUGAGAGCAGCUCUUCAGGGAGUCAUGCGACGUUGGAAACAGAAGCCGAAAGACCUUGGAGUGGUAGAACUGGUUUCUCUUGGCCACCUGCUUUGUGGCUUCAGCACUGAAGAAAUCUUCCAACUAGACCCUACCCAACUUAGUGUGGCAGCUUCAUUCCUGAGGGAGAUGGUACUGCCAUGCUCUGAGGAGCAGGCUGAAGCCCUCGCAGCCAAGCUUGCCAGUCCUCUGGGCUUUGGUCCAGUUAGCACCUGGGGUGCUGAGGUCUUCACUGAGAUUGGGACUCUGGCAGCUGGAUUGGAGGACAUGGUGGUGUCUUCCCUUGUAAAGGAACAAAUAGAAGGAUUGACUCCAUCAGCCAUAGCACUAAUAUCCCCCAGAAAGAUGACUGUAGUGCUCAGUGCUACCCAACUGUCCUGGUUCAACCCUGAGCAGGCAUGUGCAGUUACAGAGGAGCAAUGGGAAGAUAUGAGCAGUGAACAGAGGCAGGCCCUGAGCAUGGCACAAUUUGAAGGCGACAUGAUGUUCGGACACAGAGGCAGGAAUGAAGCCCCUUCGGUAUGGUUUGCUGACAGCUUCAGAGUGUGCCCAUUGUUUUUACUCUGUACUCUGUUGCCUUUAUUAUAAAUACCAACAAGAGUGCAACUCUUUCAUAUUUAUUUG
Messenger RNA from Electrophorus electricus (electric eel), 5751 nucleotides. RefSeq names its product stereocilin. The record is from RefSeq and is a predicted model, not a curated record. Gene Ontology annotation, cellular component: stereocilium tip; cell surface; kinocilium. Gene Ontology annotation, biological process: cell-matrix adhesion. NCBI's taxonomy places the organism in Eukaryota, Metazoa, Chordata, Actinopteri, Gymnotiformes, Gymnotidae.